AUUCCUUCUCACCCUUGCAAGUUGCAACCCUAGGACCCACAUAUUGAUAAAUUUCUUAUCGAUAAGCCGACAGUUUUGGAUUUCCACUUCUUCAAGAUUUCACGAUCGUCCCAUAACCCGUUGUUCAUAACACCCUGCUUACAGAUAUUACGAGAUGGACGAGAUUAGAGAGGGCGAAAUGGCUGAAGCCCAAUCGGCUACGCAGAAACGCCAGCAGCUUUCCAAGGGCAUGGAACACCUCCGCAGCGUUGUCACCGUCGACGACCUCGCCGAGUCAGCCCCAAACACCGUUGCCGAGACCGAUAAAGCAUCGACAGCUUUUGAACCGGUCCGGGUACUGCCUCAUCGCUCUCACGACCCCGGAAACAAUCUCAAGCGCAGCGAUCCCUUCCAAUUCGGGUCACGAUACCUCGAGCAAGGGGACAACAUCUUCGAGUUUAAUGCCUGGGACCACGUAGAGACGGACGAUGCGUAUAAAGAGUUUAUGGAAUCACAAUAUGCGAAGCAGCGGGAGUCGCCUGUUUCAGAGGCGGAUAAAAUCAAGUACAAUUCCGCGCCGGAGACGUGGUGGGAUAAGUUCUACGCUGUAAACACGUCCAAUUUCUUCAAGAACCGAAACUGGUUGUUCCAGGAGUUUCCGGUGCUUAAGGAAGUUACUCAACCGACUGCGGGUGAGAAGGUGCUGCUCGAAGUGGGAGCAGGAGCAGGAAAUACGGCCUAUCCGAUAUUGGCAAAUAACGAAAAUCCGACCCUGAGAAUCCACGCGUGCGAUUUCUCCAAGAAAGCUGUGGAAGUGAUUCGAAGCAACGAGGCGUACGAUGGCAAGAUGGUUCGAGCCGACGUCUGGGACGUUGCCGGUACUGGCGACGCGUCCUUACCGCCUGGCAUUGAAGCGGGGACCGUGGAUGUAAUUCUAAUGAUUUUCAUCUUCAGCGCGUUGUCUCCAGACCAGUGGGCGCAGGCGGUUCGAAAUAUAUGGACGUUGCUGAAGCCUGGCGGCGAGGUCUUCUUCCGGGAUUAUGGCCGUGGGGACCUAGCCCAGGUGAGGUUCAGGAAGGGGCGGUAUAUGGGGGAGAAUUUCUACGUGAGAGGAGACGGGACGAGGGUCUAUUUCAUGGCUAAGGAGGAGCUGGAGAGUAUCUGGAGCGGUGAUGAAGAGUUUUGGAGUCAGAACAGGCAAAACUGGAGGAAAAGUCAGGCAUGUCAAGAGGAUGACGGUGAAAAGGACAUUAGCACAGAGCACGGGGAAGAAGCAAAAGAGAGGUCGGAGAAGAAAGAUCAGGAGACAAUGGAGGCAAUGCCUAAAUUUGAUGUGCUUGAGGUCGGUGUCGACAAUCGGAUGCUGGUCAAUCGGCAGCGAAAGCUCAAAAUGUUCCGCUGUUGGCUUCAAGCACGCUUUCGCAAACCGAAAGAAUGAUGACACCUAUUUUCUCGGAUUUGGGCAACCGCUCAUGGCUCAAUCAACCUUAUGUCUACAAUUGUCCAUAUUGCGGUGACAAUAUGGCCUGACAUACUCUCCGUUUAUUGCAUUGCUGCAUCAUCAUGCCUCAUCAAAGAUCGGGAAAUGGCCACGGAACAAGAGCAACUUUGCCAUUCAUUCUCUACUGGCGUUAAACUGGAUAGU
Molecule: messenger RNA, 1624 nt
Organism: Eremomyces bilateralis CBS 781.70
Lineage: Eukaryota; Fungi; Ascomycota; Dothideomycetes; Eremomycetales; Eremomycetaceae
Product: methyltransferase
Exons: 2
Coding region: 155-1417 (420 amino acids)
Molecular function (GO): tRNA (cytidine-N3)-methyltransferase activity
Source: RefSeq, a predicted model, not a curated record